Molecule: messenger RNA, 636 nt
Organism: Zasmidium cellare ATCC 36951
Lineage: Eukaryota; Fungi; Ascomycota; Dothideomycetes; Mycosphaerellales; Mycosphaerellaceae
Exons: 2
Coding region: 1-636 (211 amino acids)
Molecular function (GO): carbon-sulfur lyase activity
Source: RefSeq, a predicted model, not a curated record
AUGCCAUCUGCCAACAGUGUCGAACACCCAAACACCCAAAAGGAGAAAGUCGAAGAGUGGAAGAAGCGAGCACCAUACCGCAUCCACGAGUCAAACGAACACUUCAAAGCACGAUACGAGGCAAGCUGCCACUGUGGCAAGGUGAAGUACGAGCUGAGCCGGGAGGAGCCUCUGGAUAGCAAAUUGUGCCAUUGCACGACCUGCCAGACGUCUCAUGCUGCCCCCUUCCAGUGGGCAGCCAUCUUUCACAAGGACGAUAUCAACUUCCGUGACGGUCAUCACCAUCUCGAGUGGUAUGACCCGUCUACGAAGAGUGUUGAGCACAAGCUACCGUGCAAGGUUCGGUGCAACUACUGCCAUUCGCCGAUUAUGGAUGAAGGCCGGAAUAUGAUCUUGCUCUUUCCUAGCUUGAUCAAAUUUCAAAAUGAUCAGGAGAAGAGGAAUUUCAAGCCGAGACUGCACAUGUUCUACCGCGAGCGAGUCAUGGACAUCCCAGACGGACUUCCCAAGUGGACUGGCCUGAAUGAGGGGGAGGGUUCUGAUUUGAUUGAAGACAGUCCCCCGGACAUGAUUCGCGAUCUUGAGCGCAAGCGUGUGAAGGAGCAAAAGGACCGCUCUGCGUCCGAGACUGGAUGA